Messenger RNA from Prorocentrum cordatum, 207 nucleotides. Lineage: Eukaryota; Dinophyceae; Prorocentrales; Prorocentraceae. The record is from the annotation of a GenBank genome assembly.
GCCAUCGACGCAAGCUCGAGCGACGACGCCAGCGACACCAGGCCGCUCUUGAAGCGCCGUGAUCAGGAUCCUGAUCAUACUGCUGGCCCGCAGCAGAACAUCCAGAAGGAUGGCGCGGCUUCCAGCUCGUGGCAGCACGACGCCCAGAUGCCAGCAGGCUACAGCCAGGCGGCAGCGGCGGAGGCCUCGGAGAUCGACGACGUUCCA